Molecule: messenger RNA, 489 nt
Organism: Oikopleura dioica
Lineage: Eukaryota; Metazoa; Chordata; Appendicularia; Copelata; Oikopleuridae
Source: the annotation of a GenBank genome assembly
AUGGAAAUUGAGAAAGUAGAGCUCUCUCAGCUCGAAGAUACGCUGUCAGAAGCAGCUCCUCGGGGGCUGAAUGAGACUCUUCGCAGAAUAAGAGAAGAAGCAGACACGGAUAUGCACAUCCAGCUCAGAGUCGCCGAGCACGACUUAGUCACCAAACUUCAAGCUUUGAAAAACAAUAAUUCUAAGCUUAGCGAGCUUCAGCAGAAAUACGCAGAGUGGCAAAAGUGGCAAGAAGAGCUCAAAGCGCAAAACCAACAGCUGAUGGAGAAGCAUUCUAUCGUCGAACAGAACUUUCGCAUCUCAGAAGCGAAAAAGCGCGAGCUGGAUGAAAAGACGCAGAUGCUUGAGGAGUGCCUCGAGCGAGCAAACGCUGGACUCGAACAGGCCAAGGACGAUUUUCAAAUAACCAAAGUCAAGAAUCGACGAAGAUCAGAAGCUAUUGGGGCGCGAUCUUCUCUCAGGAAAGAGUUCUUAAAAUCACUAGAAUAG